AUGGCUGCGGAAGGUGAUGCCGCGGUAGAGGUGUUGCAGGCGAUAUUCAACUUCAUCCACAGCCCCAGCUACGAGGCCUCCAAGGUGCAGGGCGGCCCGGCCCCAAGUCCGGAGCGCAGCGCGGGGCCGCCGGCUCGGGACCGCGGGUACGAUGCCUCUACCAGCGGCCAGCCCGAUUACGUGCCCCUCCCCGUGCAGUACGACCAUCAGCAGCAGCAGCAGCAGCAGCAACAUGGCCAGCUGCCUGGUGCAAUGUACUUUGGCGGCGGAGGCGCCAACAGGAGCCCGGCAGCUGUCGGUGGAGGCAGCGGACAGGCGGACUACACGCCCAUGUCCAUGCUCAUGCAGCAAGGCGGUGGCAGCCCAGCCAUGUACCAGCACGUCGCCAUGGGACUGCAACAACAACAACAACAACAGCAAGGGAAUGGCUAUGGCAGCUACGCGCAAGCGCAGGCGCAGUAUUCAGGCCAGGGGCCCGUGGUCGGUGGCGGCGGUUACGGGUACGGGUACAGUGGCGGGUACGGUUACCCAGCGCCACCAGCAGGCAUGGAACCUGCGGGCGGAUAUGCGGCGCAGAUGCAGCAGCCGCAACAUCAGCCGUCGGGGCCAGCGCCGGGGCGGUCAAUCUCGCCUGGGAGGGGAGGCCCAAGGCAGCAGCCGCCAGCGGCAGUGGCACCUGCGGCACCGGCAGGGAUGGCUAUGGCGGGGGCGAUGCCCGUGGCGGCUGGCGGGGGCUAUGCGGCUGCGUAUGCGUUGGCUUAUGCGGAGCAGGUGCGGCAACAGGCGGUGGCGGCGGGGUAUAGCCCCGACCAGCAACAGCUGGUGUAUCAGCAAGCACUCUACCAGUACCAGCAACAGCAACAGCAGGCCAUGGCAGCGGCGAUGGGCGCUGCAGCAGCAGGAGCACCGGCUGGGGCACCCGCAGGCGCCAACGGCGGGGGCUCCCCGACCUCACCGGAACGGGAAGGCCUGCCGUACAGCCGGAAGCCGCGGCCUGUCGAGUUUAAGCCCUACGACAUCAAGGACUUUGAGGAGAAGGAGUACAACGUGAAGGCGGGUCGGGGCUACUGGCAAUUGGGCAAGCUGGGGCCCGAUUUGGAGACGGAGGAGCUGCAGGCCAAGCGAGAGGCCAAGGAACGUAUCAAGAAAAUGGCGGAACAGGUGCGUGAGGACAACGCCCGGAGAGCCAACAGCCGCGCAAGGCAACGAUCCGGUCCAGACGGAUCAGCGGCAGCUGCUGGACCGGGUGCGGGACCCAGCAGCGGGGCUGCCGCCGGGGGGGGCCUCGGUGCUGGUCCCAUUAGUCCGGCGCCUCGGGAGCCAAAGGACAAGGACAAGGAGCUUAGUGCACGGGAGAGGGCGUUGCAGUUCGCCAAGAACAUCCCAAAGCCAGAGCCCAAACCGAAGAAGCAGACGGCGGCGUCGCAGUCUGGGGAGGCGGCUGAGGAGGGUCCCCCGGUGCUGAGCGAGCUGGAGCUGCUGGAGAAGCAGCACCAGGAGCGGCAGCAGCAGGUGGAUAAGAUCAGAGCAGAGCUGGCGAGGAUUCUUUAA
Volvox carteri f. nagariensis is the source of this 1551-nucleotide messenger RNA. RefSeq lists its product as uncharacterized. The coding region runs from base 1 to 1551 and encodes 516 amino acids. Gene Ontology annotation, biological process: axoneme assembly. The record is from RefSeq and is a predicted model, not a curated record. The transcript has 7 exons. NCBI's taxonomy places the organism in Eukaryota, Viridiplantae, Chlorophyta, Chlorophyceae, Chlamydomonadales, Volvocaceae.